Molecule: messenger RNA, 5956 nt
Organism: Tripterygium wilfordii
Lineage: Eukaryota; Viridiplantae; Streptophyta; Magnoliopsida; Celastrales; Celastraceae
Exons: 4
Coding region: 1852-5328 (1158 amino acids)
Source: RefSeq, a predicted model, not a curated record
UAUUAUUGAUUAAUCCAAACUGGGAAGAUUGGCUUUCAGAGAACGAAACAGAAAAGGGGAAUAUAUUAUUAUAAUAAUAUCAAAAGAAAAACAGCUCUUGCUGCCGGCGUUCGAAGAUCGGAAUUCGGACAGUCAGGGUUUUCCGACUUCUGGCGUUGUGAUCGACGACGAAGGAAGAACAUGAAAUUGUUCAUCGUUAUAUAGUUCAUCGUCGCAAGUAUUUCAAGAUCUGCACACACGGUUAUUGUUCAUCUCGUUCUGUGGAGCGAAUCUUCAAUUGAUGCGGUUUUUGUAGAAGAAUAAUACAUGUAUUGAAAACCCUAGUUUUUGAUUGAUUUCUGACUUUUUACGGGUCUUUUCUGCGACCAGAACGCGGGAUCUUUGGUCUUACGUCCCCGGUCCCUGGUUUGUGUUUAAGAUUGUGAGUACUCGAAUCGUACUAAGAGAAAUCAGAUCUUUGCUUCAAGGCCCAUCAUCUAGGGUUUCUACGAAUCUGAAAGAAGAGUGUGUGCAAACACUAAUUCAGUAGACCUAUGUCAGCUACGGAUUUGAUUUGGUAUUGAGCUGAGCCGAGUAAUUGACACGAUAUGCUUUGAUACUAUUUUCAUCAUCGGCCUGGUAAACUUCAGAUCCUUGGUCGACAUGGGCACUUCACUAAAUGAGCUGUUAUAUAUUCUUGAUUCAAGACUCUAUGGCUCUAUGCACCCGUCAUCGGCUGAUAUGUUGAGACCCACAAAAUAAUUGUUAAAAUUACCCUUUGUUGUUAAUUAAAUUUUACAUGAACGACCAUGACUGGGAACAUCGCCAAUCUGUUAUCUAGUAUUGUUGGUAGGGGUUUCGGAUACUCUCUCUUUCUUUUUAGUUUUUGGAUCUAUGGUUUGCGGGAAAUUCUUGGCUCAUCUGCUUGCUCUGCAUCUGUGUUUGUGUUUAAGAUAGGAUGGGAAGCCAAUUCUUCUUGUGCAGUUCUUGUGCUUCUUGUUAUGUGGCUUUGGAUGGAUCAACUUUUAAAUUACUUACUGCCCCCAAGAUGGUCAAGUUUCCUAGAUGUUUAUUUGCCGCUUAGGAUGAUUAGAUUGAGAUAUAUUUCAAUCUUUUUAGAGUUUCAGUGCAAGAUUUGAGAUUAGGAGAGGGCUACUCUCUCUUUUGUUGAUGGACAAGGGCACAAGUCAAAUAUCUGCUUCUGAAAUAGCUUUGGUUUCCUUCCUUGUGGUAGAUGGAGUGAACUCUGAAUAGUAUGCCGUGAGCAAAAGUGUUAAUGAGGAUAUAUAAUUAGAAAAGAUUGUUUGCCGAUCUUUCUCUUUGAAGGAUGAAGCCAACAUUGCCUUUUCUGUUAUUUUUUAAAAUAUUUAUUUAUGUCAUGGCAAAGAAGCCCCUGGUUCCUCCUAGUUGGGACCAGCUAUAUGUUCAAAUCUACCGCACGAAUUGAGGGAGUCUUUGCAGGCCUUCAAAACUGGUUAACACAGAUCUGCCUCAAGGUAAUAGCUCAUGGAGGCAUAUGCUGGCAGUCUUGUUAUCAGAUUUUGGGCUAGAUAACAGUGCUUUUUUGACUGGGUGAAAUAGUUGUUCUACUAUGUUUUUCUUGUAUCUCUCACCCUUGUUGCUGAUUCAUUGCUUUCCCUUUUCAGUUGGCAUAGCACAUUAGAGGCGUGAACCCUAUUACCAUCACACUGAGGAAAUUCAUUUUAUCAAGCAUCUAACAAGAUUGAGGGAAGCAAGUUAUCAAGUAGACAUUGUACUGGCACCUCUUCCCUGGUGUCGGGAGGCAGCCCAGAAGUAACAGCAUCCUGCAAGACUUCUAGUGGAUUGUCGGUUAAUGGGAUAGGAAUUAUUGGAUCUUUAUCUACGAGCAGGAUGAGUACAGUAGGAGUAGAACUUAAUGAUUACAUAAAUCCUGGGUGGACAUGGAAGACGGUAACAAGAGGCUAUAGGAGUGGAACCAGGCGCACCAGAAAAUCAGUUGCUAGAACCUGGACAAUGGGUUUCGGGCUUGCUGAUGAAAGUGACGGAAAGGCAGAUGAUACAUUAGUUUCUGACACUGAGAAGCUUGGUGUUGCUGUUCUUGGACAACGGUUUGGUGACCAAGUAGAGCAUCUACCAAUUAAGAAAAGGAAACUUAGUUUCUGCUCUCCAUCCCCACCACCCAACAUUGAAGUUAAAGAGUGGCCUGUAAACUUUGAACAUGGUUCUGAUCAAUUCUCUUUUGUGAAUUCUGGUAGUAAAAGGCGAUGUAGGGCACUCAAUUGUUCAAUUGCAACAAGGAACAGUUCUAUAGUUGACCAAGAGAUUUUCGAAGGAAAUGAGCGGAAUAUUGUUUACAGUGAUGACUUUUCAGGUAUCGAGAUUCUUGCUGACGUGGCCUGCAGUGAUGGCAUGGGUGUUGGUGAUGACAAUGGGGAGGACAUCUCAUCAGUGGAGGGAUUGAUAAGGGAACAAAUUGAACCUUCAAUUUCUACAGUGCCCUUGAAAGAAAUCAUUGCAUCAUCUGAAAUCAUUAAUACCUCUCCGAAAGACAGUGUUGGUAAAGAAUCUAAAGAUAUCGUUGAGCGCUUAUCUUUUCAGAAUGGUUCUAGUGUGCAAAAGUAUCAUGAUUCCAGUGAUGAUAUGUCAACAAAUCAGCCAUUGCCUGUUCGAGACCAUCGGUUGCAUUGGGACUUAAAUGUUGUGAUGGAUGCGUGGGAGGAACCUUCUGAUGUUAUCAGUGAUUAUGAGCAGAAAAAUGUUUUGGGAAGUGUAUCUUUGGAUGGAGAUGAAGGGAUACAGCCUGCAGUAGUUGACAGAGGGAGGGAACAUGAAGACACCAAAGAAGACCUUGUUGACAGGGUGGUUUCAUCUGAUUUGCUUCGGGAUGUUAAUCUGCAUUUAGAAUUGAGGGGUUCAGAUGCUAAUGAUCAAAAAAUAGAUGUGGAGGGUCAGGAACCAAGAAUGUGCUUUGUCCUCAAAGGUGAUACUGACCAAUUUGCUGCUACUCUUAAUGGCCUUGAAUGCUCAACAGAAUCUCUUUCCUCCGUAAAAGCUUCUGCUCAGACUAUGAAUGUGGGCAAAAGCCUUGAUGUUCAUGUUAAUUAUUCAAGUAAAGGUGUUUAUGAGGGAAGUCUGGCUGUAUCACCCCCCCACACUGCUGUCAAGCAGAUGACAGGAAGUUGUGCUUUGGACAGUGAGAUUUUGUGUGCAGACAGUGUUCAGUCCAAGCCAACAGAUGUUUCUUGUCCUGUACAAGAUGUAGAUACAGUCUGUUGCGAGAUUCACAACAAUAUCCUAAAUGAAGAUGGUGAGGAGUCUGGAGGAGGAUCUGGCGUGCAUGUUGAUGAUACUGAGGAUUCCCAAGAGAUGAAGACUGGUUCUGUCGGUGUCAAGACUUCAGCCGAUUCUAUUGCUGAAAUUAAUUUUUCCAUGCAUGUUGAAUCUGAGGAGCUGAUGCAAAAAUCUUGUGGAGCUUCUGCUGUUGUUGAGGAAUGCCAAGUAUAUGGUAAUGGUCCUUCAAGUGGCUCUUGUAAGGUCGGUGGAGGAGAUCCUUCUGAUGACUCGUAUGAUUCUGAUGUUUCUCAAGAUGAUACGGUUCACAUUGCUGGGAAGGAAAACUCUAAGGUACUCCAGGCUGGGUAUGAUUCUCAAUUUGAGGAUGGAGAGUUGAGGGAAGAGGAUUUGUUCUACAGGGAGGAAAAUGAAGGUGAAGAUGGGGAAGUGAAACAAGUGGAUUAUGGGUCGGAAUUUGAGGAAGAUAGGUUUUGUGGCAUGGAGGUAGAAAGUGAUCAGAAAAAAAUUAAGAAUGAAACUGGAUCGAGUCCAGCUACUGAUGAGGUGAUAAAACAUAUUGAACAUUGCAGCAAAGGAGAUGACUCAAAAGAGAAACCCUUGAGCCUGGAUAAAAGAAUCCCAGAUGUGUCUGAUGGCUGCAAAACAGAGAAACAUACUGAUUAUUGUGUGGAUCAGCAUGAUGUCAAAGAUUUCCAUUCAAGAGUGACUGACUUUAGGGCAUGCAAGAGGGAGUUGCUGUCCCGAAUUGAGGGGCCGUUAUCAUCUGACACCUUACAUAGAAAGGAUCCUGUAUUUUUUCCUAGGAGCAGGCAGGCUUGUGUGGACAAGUUCGUAGGAAGGGAUAGACGUAGCAGGAGCCCUGUGCGCCGUAACUUCCUCAAUUCUUCAGGAGGCCACUGGGAAUCAAAACACCGUCAGUCACCUAGUUAUUGGCGCUCUUAUGCUUCAGGGCAUCCUAGACCGAGAAGUAUUGUUGAAGGCCGUGGAUAUAAAAUGAUCUCAGAUAAUAAGAUUUUGGAAGAAGCAGAGGAGACUGGAUUUGAGAAUCGUACUCGCAAGCAAAACUGGAAUUCUUCUAAUGGUGUGUAUCGGCCCCUUAUUCGGAGGAGACCACUGGCUGAAAGAGAAAAUGCUUAUGAUGUGGAUACAGAAAUGGUACAUGUGAGAGACACAAGUCCUAAGAGUCGUUUGGAAAGGUAUCCAGAAGGCAUCAGAAGAGCAAUCCAGGAGGAUUAUCACAGAUCCAUGCCUGACAACUCUACUGAAUACUCAGAUCGUUUGCCACAUCAUUUUGCCAGAAGAGAUAGAAGCCUUUCUCCCCUUAACGCGGGGCGACCUCAUUAUAAGUUUCCCUUUGAAAAAUCAGGAUCAAGAUCCAGAAGUCGCACACCCAGUGCGUGGUUCUUAUCAGGAGAGCGAAAUGAUGGAGGGAGACAUCACAACAGGCCGCCUGUUUUAAGAUCUAAUGGUAGAGUUGAUAGGGUAAGGUUUCCAUUUCAAAAGCGUUUUGCAGUAGAUUAUGAGGAUGAUUUUAUGUCACCGCCACGGGGGUGCGUCUCACCACAACAGGAUUCCAGAUGGUUUGAUGAUCGAAACAAUGCUUUAGAUCCUUUCAGAGGACGAAAGUUGCCUGUGAGAGCAUUCGGGCAAAGCCACAGCUUUGAUUCAGUGCGUGUGGCAAGAAGAUUGAAUUCUGAUGAGUACUCUAGACCAGCGAUGCGCCCGAAAAGAUUUUUAGAUAUACCGAGUGCUGCAAGGGGUUGUGAAUAUGAAGGCAGUGAUGAUGAUAGAAGGAAAAGAAGCAACAGAUAUGAGAUGAAUCAAGUGAGGUCAUACAAUGCAGAUGGUCAUCACAGCAGGUCACCUGUUCUAAGAUCUAACGGUAGAGUUGAUGGAGUUAGGUUUCCAUUUCAACAGCGUUUUGCGGUAGAUUAUGAAGAAGAUUUUGUGUCACCGCCACGGGGGUGUGUCUCACCACAACAUGAUUCGAGAUGGUUUGAUGAUCGAAACGAUGCUUUAGAUCCUCUCAGAGGCCGAAAAUCGCCUGUGAGGGCAUUCAGACAACAGAUUUGAUUCAGUGCGUGUGGCAAGAAGAUUGAAUUCUGAUGAGUACUUUAGACCAGCGAUGCACCCGAAAAGAUUCAGAUAUUCCCGAGUGCUGCAAGGGGUUGUGAGCAACAGAUAUGAGAUUGGAUCGAGUGAGGUCAUACAAUGCAGAUGGUAUUUUGCGGAAGCGUUUUCAGUAUAAUGUUAAAGACUCGGUUAUGGUUGAUGGUUCUAAUGACUAUGAUGGUUCCAACAAGGUUACCAGAGAAGACCUAGGGAAUGUAGUUUGAAGAUCUGGCGAGGAGUAGGUAUUCAUAGUGUUGGGUUAUUUUGACAGUGGGUAGAUUGAUUAUCUUUUUUAAUCUGUUAAAAUGUUAUUGUUCUUCUUUCUUUUUUGCUGGAAUCAUCUGUAGUCCGUCUGUUUUCUUGGUGGCGGUCCCCUUUUGGAAUCAUUUUCACAAUUCUGAUCAUCUUAGGUAGAACUUUUUUUUUGUUUUAGGCUUUGCUUGGAUUGUAAAAUGAAAAGUAGAGUAGAGUUAAUGGAGAGAGAGUUAAGUGAGGGGGAGUUAUGGGAGGGGAUUAUCUUGACUCACCCUUCAUUAGAUAGGAGGUAGAGUUGAGGAGAGUUAAUGAAUGAAUGAAAAAACUUUAUGCA